AUGCGCGCGCGGAUGGCUUCGUGGGAGGACGAGGCGCUGGCCCCCCACUUGUUCCCCGCGCCUGCGGCCUCGGCGUUCGUCCCUUACCCCUGUGGCCCCCCUUACCCUGCGGCCACCACCAAGGAUGGCUGGCGGCUCCCCGGCGGGGGCUGCCGUCCCGCGCCCUCGCCGUCCCCGCUGCCGGGUGUCGGGCAGCUGACAGCCGCCGAGUACUUGGAGAGCUACCGGCGGGCGCAGCUGCUGGCCUGGCUGUGGCGGCUGCAGCCGGGCUGGACCCCGCGCGCCCCCCGCGCGCCGGGCCGCUGCCACGCGGCGGUGCAGGUGAACCCGCGCUGCGACGCGGCCGUGCAGUGCUCGCUGGGGCGCCGCAGGCUGCAGCAGCAGCAGCAGCGCGGGACCGGAGACCCCGACCCCGACCCCGCCGCCGGCCGCACCCCGUCCUCUCCGCCUCCGCGGCCCGUGCGCUUCCCGCGCACCGUGUCCAUGUACUCGCCCAUGGUCUUCCGUCGUCUCACCGCCCUGCUGGACGCCGAGCGCAGCUCGGACACCGCCAGGUCCCUUGAGCCCGAGGACCGAGAGGAGACCUCGGGGAACGUGUCCCCAAAGCCCAGGAGCCCGGAGGAUGACGAUCAGGGCGGAGGGGAGUCGCCCGCACACCGGUCCCGGGACCAGGGGGACCCGGGCUUGGCCACGCAGCAGUCGGCACCCGCCAGGAGUCGCGAGCCGUCUCCGGAGGACCGCGGGCAAGUGGCGGCUGCCGAGGAGGCGUCUCUGCCGAGCACCACCGAGCGGGACAAGGAGCGCAUGAGCUUCCAGUUCUUAGAGCAGAAGUACGGCUAUUACCACUGCAAGGACUGUCACCUCCGCUGGGAGAGUGCCUAUGUGUGGUGUGUGCAGGGCACCAACAAGGUUUACUUCAAACAGUUUUGCAGGACUUGCCAGAAGUCUUACAACCCUUACCGAGUGGAAGAUAUCACCUGUCAAAGUUGUAAAAGAAAUAUCUGCUCGUGCCCAGUCAGAGUUCGCCACGUGGACCCUAAGCGGCCCCAUCGCCAAGACUUGUGUGGGAGAUGCAAGGGCAAGCGCUUGUCCUGCGACAGCACUUUCAGCUUCAAGUACCUCAUUUAGGGACCAGCCCCAAGGCUCUGCUGGCUGAGCCAAGGGCGCGGAGGCGUGAGUUUUCUCCAUCAGGGCUCUCCCACCUCCCCCUUCUCAAAACGCUUCCUGAGAGGCGGUGUGUUUUGACACAAGCCUUCAAAUAAAGGUAUUGCAAAAACA
This is a messenger RNA of Jaculus jaculus (lesser Egyptian jerboa), 1278 nucleotides long. RefSeq names its product zygote arrest 1 (gene Zar1). The record is from RefSeq and is a predicted model, not a curated record. The transcript has 4 exons. NCBI's taxonomy places the organism in Eukaryota, Metazoa, Chordata, Mammalia, Rodentia, Dipodidae. Gene Ontology annotation, biological process: translation. Bases 1 to 1128 code for a protein of 375 amino acids. Gene Ontology annotation, cellular component: cytoplasm. Gene Ontology annotation, molecular function: mRNA base-pairing post-transcriptional repressor activity.